This is a messenger RNA of Ziziphus jujuba (common jujube), 2081 nucleotides long. Its product is annotated as U4/U6 small nuclear ribonucleoprotein Prp31 homolog. The record is from RefSeq and is a predicted model, not a curated record. Bases 419 to 1912 code for a protein of 497 amino acids. Gene Ontology annotation, cellular component: U4 snRNP; precatalytic spliceosome; U4/U6 x U5 tri-snRNP complex. The transcript has a single exon. Gene Ontology annotation, biological process: mRNA splicing, via spliceosome; spliceosomal tri-snRNP complex assembly. NCBI's taxonomy places the organism in Eukaryota, Viridiplantae, Streptophyta, Magnoliopsida, Rosales, Rhamnaceae.
UCAAUCUUUCUUCUUCGCCGGCCACGGUGACGCUCGUGAAGUAAAACGCAAAAACGUCCUUUUUUUUUUUUUUUUUUUUCUCAAUUUUUUAUUUCUCCGUAAUCAUCUUUUAUCUCCAGCCACUUUGACCAUCUUCCUCAGUGUACUUGGUUUUGAAAACAAAUCAGAUUUUGUUUUUCUCCGUUGGAAAAAACAGAAAAACCCUAACAUUCUAGUUGUCAGGUUGGUUUCUAGUCGUCUACUUUCCAAAUUUGAAGUUUAUAUACGUUUUUUUUAUUUUUUUAUGUUUCCCUUCUUGUUAGGAAAUUAAAAAGAGUGACAAUUAAUAAACGAGAAUCUGUUUAAAAUCAUUGGGGGAACUGAACUACGUCGUAUAGCUAGUUUUUCUUUUCUGUCUUGGUCGUGUUGCUUACAAACAAUGGCAACUACUUUUGCUAAUUCUUUCCUUGCUGGCUUAGAUGAUCUAUCUGAUAAUGAUGCUGCCGAUCUUAUUGAUGAAGAAGAUUCUGAGGCUCCAAACUUGGAAGAAGCUGUUGAUGGGGACUUGGCAGACAGAGAUCAAAAUCUAAUAAAUUUUGAUGAUUUAGAUAGCGUUUCGAAAUUGCAAAAGACUCAGAGAUAUGCUGAAAUAAUGCAGAAAGUGGAAGAUGCACUACUUAAGAAAGAUUCCGAAGAUGUUUCAAAUCAGCGUUUAGUCCUGGAAGAUGAUGAUCCUGAAUACCAGCUGAUUGUGGAAUGCAACUUCUUGUCAGUUGCUAUUGAAGAAGAAAUUUUUAUCAUCCACAAUUUUAUUCGUGACAAGUACCGGUUGAAAUUUCCCGAGCUUGAAUCACUCGUGCUUCAUCCAAUCAAUUAUGUUCGAGUUGUUAAGAAGAUCGGAAACGAGAUGGAUGUAACCCUUGUCGAUUUAAAGGGUCUUCUAUCUCCAGCAAUUAUUAUGGUAGUGUCAAUUACAGCAUCAACUACUAGUGGCAAGCCACUUCCUGAUGAAAUUCUUCGCAAAACGAUCGAUGCUUGUGAUAGAGCCCUUUCUCUUGAUUCAGCAAAGAAGAAGCUUCUUGAUUUUGUAGGAAGAAGAAUGGGAUAUAUUGCACCGAAUCUUUCUGCAAUUGUUGGAAGCACUGUUGCUGCAAAACUUAUCACCGCUGCUGGUGGUCUUGCAGCAUUGGCUAAGAUGCCUGCUUGUGAUGUUCAGCUUCUUGGUGACAAGAAAAAAAACCCUGCUGGGUUCUCUACCGCAACAACACAAUCCCAUGCAGGUUACAUUGCGCAGACAGAUAUAUUUCAAAAUACACCAACUCCUCUGAGGAAGCGCGCUUGCAGACCCUUGGCUGCAAAGUCAACACUUGCAGCACGAGUAGAUUCUUUAAGAGGAGAUCCAUCUGGGGACACUGGAAGGGCUUUACGGGAAGAGAUCCAAAAGAAAAUUCACAACUGGCAAGAGCCUCAUCCUGCUAAGCUACCUAAACAAAUUCCAGUUCCUGACUCUCAAAAGCCUAAAAAGAAGAAGAGAGGUGGUCGUCGGCUUAGGAAACGGAAGGAAAUAUAUGCGAUGACAGAGGUGCGGACGCUGGCUAAUAGGAUGCUAUUUGGGAAGCCUGAAGAGACUUCUUUAGGGGACGGACUUGGGGUCGGUUAUGGAAUGCUUCGUCAAGCUCGGUGGAGCAGCAAGUUGCAUGUAUCAACGGUUCUUAGGAACAAACUUGUUGCAAGAGUUAAUAAAAAGUUCAAGGAAAAGCUUUAUGGGAGCAGUGAUGCUACAUCUGGAUUGAUUUCAAGUUUAGCAUUUACACCUGUGCAGGAGAUUGAACUCAAGAAACCACAGGCUCAUACACUACACCAGCUUGACAGUGGAACACAGAGCAAAUAUUUCUCUGAUACGGCCACUUUUUCAAAGAUCAAGAGGACCUGAGCCAUACAGAAAAAUGCACAUAUAGGAUGUAUUAUAAAUAUUUUGUUAAUACAAAAUUGACAUCAAAGUCUAACAUGUAUUAUCUUUCGAAGCCAUAGGUGUUUUGAGGAGAAUAUAAAUCUUUUAGUCUCUUAUAGUACAACGACUUUUUAAAUAUUUUGCCCAAAAU